Racocetra fulgida is the source of this 308-nucleotide messenger RNA. The record is from the annotation of a GenBank genome assembly. NCBI's taxonomy places the organism in Eukaryota, Fungi, Glomeromycota, Glomeromycetes, Diversisporales, Gigasporaceae.
CUCUAAUCACAUUAUCAUCUGGACAAGUUCAAGAAGCAACCGGUUAUAGCAUCGCAGCAGUAUUCACACCUCCACAAUAUCGACACAAAGGUUAUGGCUCGACAAUGAUGAAAUUACUUUCCGAUAAAUUAAGAUUUGAUUUUAAAGCUGAGUUUUCAUUUUUGUAUUCUGCCAUUGGUCCAGAAUUUUAUAGCAGACUUGGAUGGAAGGCUUAUCCUCUCAAGGAAGCUAUAUUUAAGGUUGACAAUAAUUUCACUACACUUUCAGAAAAUGAGGCUUCAGACUUUCAAGCUAAUCAUUUAUUAGCC